AUGCUACGCGAACGUUUACACCGCAUCGUGCUGAAUGUUUUAUAUUACAACUCACUACUUGUGGGUCUGUUGCCUGCACCAUUGGACCGAGGUACACAGGCAUUUCGCUCGUCUCGCUUUUAUCUCAUACACACUGUUUUCGCGCAUAGUUUCUGUGUACUCGUCACAACCUACGCCGGCUACUAUUACUACAAUCAUGGUUUUCUGACAAGAGAUCCCGUAUUGCAAUGGACCUACAGCGUAACAUAUUUAACGAAAAAUCUACUCGUGGUUGUACUCGUCAAAGAGUUGUGGUGCAAAAGGAAACGAACAAUGGCAGUUUACUUGGAUUAUUGGCUGCAGGAAAUGGGACUAGAGGCUUCCCUAGCGGCGAUUGCAGGACUAAAUGAAGAAGUGACAGGAAACCAAACUCCAUUACAACACAACAGAGAUCCACAGCGUCAUAUUGAAAAUCUAAUCAUUUUCAAAUUUUUUCUUGCAUAUAGUCUUGUUGUAAUGAAUGCGUACUAUUUUCUGAAUCAGCAUCCCGGCACCGAUGCCACAUACUUGCCAAUUACUUGCAUCUCAUUUGGUUUGAACACGUUUGUGCUUACCCUUUCGGGUCUCUUCUAUUGCGUACUCAGUCAGCUUUAUCGACAAUUUUCACAAAUAAAUAUCCAACUAUGUCUAGUAUUGGAGCAACUGCGACGACAAUCGUCGGAAGCCGCUGAAGUACAAACUGCACUCGCCAGCCGUAUCAACUCUCUGGGAAUGUUGCACCUCGCUGGCUAUCGUCUAACGCAAGAGAUAUUCGCAAUUGGUGAGCUCACAUUGGCUGCUUUGUUGUUACGUUUGCUUGCAGCUAACAUGCGUACUGUAUACGGCGCUUGCUACUUUCUGAGUAAAAGAGAGACGGAGAAUUUAUGGUCACAAGCCGAGGAGAUAUUAUUUACCACACUAUUCUUUAGCGACACAGCAAUGGUGAUGAGUAUGCUGAAUGCAGUGCUGUCAGAGUGUAAUGGCGCUGGGAAGUUGCUGCGGGAGUAUACUGAGUUUAUGGAUGUAAAAGGCUGUGAUUGCUUGCGGAAAGCGUUGGACGCAUUUUCCACGCAUUUGGGUUGCCAUAAACUUCGCUAUAUGGUAUGUGGACUAUUUGAAUUUAAUAAAAUGGCUUCGCUACAAUUCUUUUUGACGAUUUUGGUAAAAGUAACAGUACUGGUGCAAUUUGACAUGCAAAACAAGUUAAGGAAUAAUCGAAACGAUAUUAAUGUUGUAUAAAAAUUUAAAUAAAUAAAACUUACAUAUGUAACAAAGUUGAGUGCUGCUGAAAUCUAAUCCGCAGCAUGUAAAAAGCCACAGCUACAGAUGAGUUAUGCCACUUCUGAAAAACUGUCGCGGUGCUUAGACUUCUAGUAAUUUCAAUCACUUCGACAUUUUCAUAGAUUCACUUGAAACAGAAAGAAGAGUCAGGUCUAUGAAUGAAGUUCUGAUUAAGUUUUAUAAGCUCCCAUAAUAUGUCCUAGAUAUUAUAAAACUACAUUACCUUUA
Ceratitis capitata (Mediterranean fruit fly) is the source of this 1527-nucleotide messenger RNA. RefSeq names its product putative gustatory receptor 58a. The coding region runs from base 1 to 1257 and encodes 418 amino acids. Gene Ontology annotation, cellular component: membrane. NCBI's taxonomy places the organism in Eukaryota, Metazoa, Arthropoda, Insecta, Diptera, Tephritidae. Gene Ontology annotation, biological process: sensory perception of taste. The transcript has 3 exons. The record is from RefSeq and is a predicted model, not a curated record.